Molecule: messenger RNA, 36795 nt
Organism: Pocillopora meandrina
Lineage: Eukaryota; Metazoa; Cnidaria; Anthozoa; Scleractinia; Pocilloporidae
Source: the annotation of a GenBank genome assembly
AUGACGAACGUUUUGACCGUGGCGUUGCGAUUUUCAAUAUUUUUGCUUAUCAUAGGAUGUACUGAAGCUAAGAGGUAAUAUACAUUGUUUUAAUUUUAUCGAUAUUUAUGCUAAGGUGCAUACAAAUCGGACGAGUGUCGUAACCUUUCUCGAAUGCAAAUGAUGUUGUCAAAAUGCAGCUCUUUCGUUGUUUGUGAAUAUUAUCCUUCAAGAGGGAAGGCUCUGUAAUUCACUUACGUUUGACGCACUUUCCCCCCCCCCUUUGUACAGAUUUUCAGUUUGUUGGCAGGAAAGUUUCAAGGGCGGGUUUGGCAAGGCAUAUAUUAUUUCGACUUUAGCGACUCGUGAGCUCAACAGACUUUCGGUGCCUCAGAGAGGCUGUGCUGUUGCGUUGGAGGGGGUUUUACAAAAUUAUUUCGUUUUAUCAAGUGAGUAAAUAGCGUAAAGAGUUUCAAAAGCUGACGUUCGAUCGCUAGCCCUUCGUCAGAGUUGUUCUCGAUUCGGUCCUCUAAAACAGAGCGGAAUUUGACCCCUACAUAGUCCGAUCAAUAAAUUUCGUGACUCGGAUUGGAAUCUUUGUCGUGAUGACUGCGAGAAAAUUUCCAAUUGUAGCUCCUUACCAUAUUAAUAUGCGAAGAAUAUUCGAAGAAAUUUAAGGUUUCAAUUUCACGUUUUUACUUCCGGACAAGUAUGCAAGUGCAAAUUCACUUCAAAAGUGAAAGGUUCGAUUUUUCCCUUUUUCUUCCGGUGACACUUUCAUUCAAUUUUGUUCGAUCGGCUCUCGCUUGUUGAAUCAGCUUCUCUUUCUUUCUUUUGUUCUUUCAGUGAUUUUUUUCUUAAAUUAAUAUUCGUGCUUUACCAUAUGGAAGGUAUGGGGUAAAAUCCACCACAAUACUAGCGUAAUUAAGGAAGAGGAAUUCAAAGUUUCCGCCCUCCUCUCCAUAUUAGGGACUGGAACCGAUCCUUCUCUGGGAAAUAGAUGGUGGUAGCAGCGAAAUCAACCUUUUAGAUAUUCUGCCGUGUGAUAACAGAAUUAGCCAGCCAUAAGAGUGACUAAAGAAGACUAAAAGGUACCAGUUCGCACUGCCAAAGGCAUGGAGCUAGGAACUGGUAGCAAUUUAAUCAUUUUCGACGAAAUGUUACCUAGUAUAAACAUACAUGUCAUCGAAUUCUGAGACGCCGAAGGAUGAUUUUUUAAGGAUUUACUUCGGUUAGGCGGGGCCGGGAAUUAAAACUGUAAGGCGACUUACCGGGAAGAAUCUCUUCCUUACUCUAACCUGUCCGGCUUGCAAGCCGUAUUGAGUGUUAAUUGGAAUAUCUUAAUCACGUUAAGUAGCUUAAAAAUUCUUACCUCUGCUUACAGCCAACAAAACAUUUUAUUUCUCAAACUUGUCAUCGUUAUCAUUGCAGGUUUGCCAUAAUCGCUCCCAAUGUGUUUCACGUUGGUGUCGAGGAGAACGUUUCAGUUGCGGUUUACGAUGCCAUGCAGCCCGUAACAGUGAAGUUAUAUCUGCAGGACUAUCCAUUCAGGCGGAAAACAUUCUCCCCAAACCAAGUUACACUACAACCAGGAAAAGGUAAGACGAAAGCGUUACAGAAUUUUUUUUUUUUAUCCGAAUCGCUGCUGGGAUUUGAAAGUGCUAUAAGAAUUAGCCUUCGAAACCUGGUGAGAUGGAAGCAAAGAUUUCGCGAGAGUCUUAAAAGAGGAACCACAUUUUCUAGGAAAAUGAGAUUCCAAGUCGACUUUCAUCUGAUGGAUGACCGAGUCUAAUCAUUUUGCAGCAUCAUCACUUCAAGAUAGAUAUUUAGAAGAUUUGGGGCUCAAAGCCACUUCAAUUAAUGGCUUUGCUAUGGGAAAGAUGAAGAAUUAACCUGAAAUAUAAAAGACCUGUUUGAUUUUUGUUUUUUCUCUUAGGGAGCACCUCUCUCCUCACAGUCAAGGUAAGAGUUCAGUAGCAUUUCGGAAGACGCGCUAGAAUCUUUUAACGAUGCACAGUGUUUGGUGAAGUAAUGGCGCGUAACCAGGAAAGCUAUAACGUAGGUCAUCACGGGCCCUAUGCUAUCAUUUUAAAGAAAUAUGAACAUUACAAGCAAUAAAAACAGCAUCAGUUUUGGAAUAAACGGUUUGAAAAUACAAGAAGUUUAUUAGUACUUUGAAUAUUGUUUUAAUUUGAAAGGUGUUCUGUUAUAUGCAUAUUUAAACAGGUGAAGGAUUUUUUAUUUUUUGGAAUUUUUUUAAAAUAUCGUUCUGUUGGAUAUUACCCCAAUUACACGAAGUUCCUGUGAACUAAGUUUUACACAAAUUUUAUCGAAAAAAUUAUUAGCAACAAAGUGUGUAUUAUUGACCCUUCUAAGUAUGGUCUCUGUCCAAAAGGGCUUCCCUUUAUUGAUCAGACUUGCGAAGAAGAUCUUUAUAUUAUUUACUCGUAACUUUACCCGUAACUGGUCCUUCUCGUAUCUCAAGGUGGAACCGGGGAACCUUCCAGAUAUCAAGUCGGUAGAUAUGCGGUAUGUUUACCUCAUCGCCAAGUCAGAUGACGGCCAUUUUCAGUUCCACAAAGAGGUAAAGAUCCUGCUCAGCUUCAAGAAUGGAAUGGUGUUCAUACAGACGGACAAACCUAUUUACACACCAAAACAGAAAGGUAAGAUCUAUGUCGCCAUCGCGAUGAACUGACGUUGAGCUAAUUGCACAAUCUUUGUUACCGAACCUUUAUUGUUAAGCGAUGUAUGAGAUUUUCGUUAAUUUUGAAGGGGCCUUGUGCGGACACAGAGACACAUAACCCCUUGCACCCUUAUAUCAGCUUUCAUAUUCUCUCCACUGUUCUCUUUACAUCUCCUAUGUUGCUGACAGAGAGAAUUUGUUUGACAUUCAGGGGCUUCUUAAAUCAGUGAUCGUUUCCUUCAUUAUCACGACCUUUACAUUUGGUUCAAGGGUGAUACUGUAAGGACAAAGUAGAAGCCAGACAUUCUUAGGGGUGAAAGGAUUACGAAAAUUCUGAAACUCCAUCUGCCUCCCCAUUUACCACACAGGGGUAUACCUUCGGUUCCUCUUUGAGAAUCAAACAUUUGAGUGAAAGAACAGAUUCCUUUGUCACAAAAACUUAAUCGAACUGAAAAUAUCUGUGAAAAUAUCUUUUUUUUUUUCAUGGAUACAAUGAUUUCUCUUCGACCAAAGCAGAGAACUAAAUUCGAAUUGAUUUUAAACGUAAUGUGAAGGACAAAAAUUUCGUUCCGGCGUGUCAUUAGCAGAGCAAACCAAAAUAUUUCACUUGAAUGAGGAAUGAAUGAACACAACUCUAACGAUAAGUAAUGUUGCGUAAAUUAUGGGUAUAAUUUUCUUUCUUUAAAUAGAAAUUUGACUUUAAAAUAUGAAAGUCUAUGGAGAAUCUUAAUGUUACUAAGGCCUUUUGUUUUUUAUCGUCCCCUCGCGAAAAUAAAUUUCUCUGCUAGAUGCUACAAGUCAUCUUGUAGCAUCUGUAGUUGGAGAAAAUCUUUGCACAUCUAAAAUGACCAAAUUACAGCGGGGCAAAUGCUCUGAGUGAUUUUUUAUUCAGUUGAUACAUGUCAGGAAGCUCAUUUUCUCGCAAAAAUCAGCUGUUGUCUGAGCUCAGUCGUUCGUUGUCAGAUACUACGCUACUCGGCAAUAGAGAUAGGACGCGUCCAUUUUCAUUAAACAGCUUUCAGUUAUAGUCUAAAUUCCCUUUAUUGAUUGAUGUUGCAAUUGGCUCUUUUUCCUUCCUGCAGUUCAUAUCAGGGUGUUACCGCUCCAGUUUAACAUGAUGCCCUCCGGAAAAAAUGUAAGAGCUUAGCAAAACGACGUCUUGAAAAUAACAUUUUAUUUUGACUGCAUUGGUUUUGUUAGAAAAAUAAUCGCGGCCGAACCAGGUCAACCUGGUUAAAUAUUGCCGAUUAAUAAAUGAAUAAUUAACUAAUAAAUAAAGAAGGUGCUUUUGAAUGUAGCCGCAAAUUCGAAAAAACGAAUGUGACCCUGACUUUAAUUAUCACUGACUUGGCUAGCCUGACUGCGGUCUAAAAGAAGAGGUUCUACCAAGUGAUUCUAAUUUAUCUUUCAACUCUCUUGUAGAAUAAUGGAAAAUAGUGGCUUCCGACGAAAAUCACUUAAUUUGAAGGAAGCUCAUGGGUUAUUUAUAUUAACUGCUCACCAAGCACACUUUAAAUGAUAGUCUUACAAAGUUUCGUUUAACGCAGUGUUGUCUCGCCGGAAAAAAUGUAAUGUUAAAUUUGAAAACAUUACAUAUAAUUAUCUGCCUGCGGAUAUCUGGUAUUCCAAAAUAUCAGCAGACUGUCAUUUCUCAGCUAUGAAUUACUUUGAUUGUUAAUUAUUUCCCUACCUUAGUUCUGAUAUGGCCAAUACACUCUUGCUAUAGAUAUCAAUUUGUAAUUAUGGCCACUAAAUUGCAAACAUCUUUUCCACCAUACUACUGGUCGACCAAUUACAAUCCGAGCCUCAAAUCUUUGAUGUGAAUUCAUUUUUAAUUAAUUGUUGCCUUUUUUCUUUUGCAACAGAUAACUUUGAUGGUCCUGGUAAGCUUACUUCAGUAUUCUAUACAUACAUACAAUAAUUCUCCAUCAGUUGUUUCAUUUAAGAGCUCGCAACAACGUAAAUGUCAUCCGUAACUAUAUCGCAUAUUUUAUAUGCAGAAUCCACAGGGAGUCAAAGUAAGGCAGUGGAAGGACCUUGAAACUAGCACAGGUUUGAAAAGACUCUUCAUUUGAUGAAAUUAUCAUGUUGUUAUAGUUAAUUUAAUACCUUCGAAUCUUUACAUCCUAAUAUCAGUAUGCAUGUUCUCCUUUCAUUUCUCUACACAUUUCCUAAGAUCUCUCUAGUUGGUGAUCAUUUUCUUUAUUCUCGUGACCUUAAUGUUUGAUUCAGGUGUGAAAUUAUAUGAAGAAACUAUAUGCUAUAGUCACUCAUAGGGUUAAAUUUUUAACAAUCUGGGCAUAGAGUCCUUAAACGUGUCCCGGUUCGAACCAGGAUUUCAAGAGGUAUAACUGAAGAGAAGCUGCUGGAAAGUUGUAUGUCUUAGUGGUCGAAAAUUCAAAAGUAUCAUCAUCCAAACGGUGAACACUCGUAUGAGAGACGAGAGGAUAAUUGAAAAAAUUGCCCCCGAUUAAGUCAUUUUUUUAAAUUUGAAUUUAGCAAGAAACCUAACUCUAAUGUCCAUUGUACAUUUUUUGUUUUUUGUUUUUGUUUUUGUUUUUAAAGGUAUUAUAUCAGAAGAAUUUUCAUUAAGCAAUUUCAUCAUCUUGGGUAACUGGACAGUAACAGCUACAUACGGUCAUCAGGUAGGCUUUUCUUUGCCACAGUGUUGACAGCUUUUGCCCGCACAAUAUUUUUUUCAGAUCACAGAAUCACAUGCCAACAAAGAGAUGUAGAUUUAAGGAUAGAGGUUUCACACCCUGAGAUUGAAAGGGGCAAUUUAGAUGAAAUGACUAGCGUGUAUUAAACAGCUUGAGCAUAAUCGAUCAAUCGAAUGAAAAAAGGGGAAGUUUCAAUGUGAGAAAGAUAAGAUAGAUAAAUCUUAGCGAUUAAGCAAAUGGAACCUAAAGCACAUGUCUUGUAUUAGUUCUAAUACGUGUGUGACACCAUAAACAUUUCGUAAGUCAUUUUCGCAUAGUCGUGGAGAAAUUUCGAUGUUCAACUGGAUUUUCAAGUUUUAGGGAUGACUAUUUCCAAGUUUUCAGUUAACGAACGCCAAUUUCCACCGUUCUGUGUAAAGAAAAUUGUAGACUCUUGGAUGUGAUAAUUAUUUAAAAAAAAGUCCUUUAUAAAGAUAAAGAUCAGAUUAAAAUUUCAUAAACAUUCAAAGGUUCUUGAAAGUACAUAUUCAAAAGGAAAAAAUAGCAUUAAAAUUUGAAAACAUAAAUGUGAGAGCGAAUUUUUCGACUUUGUUUCAGGAGGUUAAUUCCACACACUUUUUUCUUUCUUUGCAGAAUAUUUACAACACAUCUGUGCAAUUCGAAGUUAAAGAAUACGGUAAGUUUAUGAUUUCAUUCUUCCGGGUUCUCUUUUCUCCUGAUGACGUUGAAUUUUUUAAGAUUCUUUGAUGACGUUUCAGUUCUUCCCAAGUUCUCCGUGAAACUCCAGGUGCCGCCUUACAUACUGAAAACAAACAAAGACGUAGAGGUCCAGCUAAAGGCCAGGUAUUGUUGACUACUCAAUGAUUUAUAAUUCGAACAUGAACAACCUUUCAUGGCUCAAAAUGAAAAUGGAUAUCAGAGAGUGAAUAACCGACAAAGCGGGUAACACUUAUUGGGACUAUUGAUUUCACAUAAAAAAAAAAACAAACAAACGAACAAACGAAAAAAAAAGAUGAAUCAUCUUUUUGGAAAAUUCCUUUCUCCACUUUUGUGCUGAUUUUGUGUUGGUAUUUUCAAAUUCAGUCAUGCAUGCAUUUUUCGACUGGUCAACUACUUAAACAAAUCCAAAAUGAUCACAUGAAACUUGUAUCGCUUGGGGAAAGGAUGAAUGAUAAGAAUAAUGAAAAUCGAACGCAUCCAGGAAAAUGAUACAGGCGUGCACGAAUUUGGAAAAUACUCACGUUAAAUACUUUCUAGUAGGUACAUCCUUUCUGAGACAAGUAAUCCAAUGCUUUAGGUUUCACCUUAAAUAAAAAUUGGUGAACGUUUCGCAAACGAUUUUUUAUAUGGAGCCGUGGAAAGGAAGCCAUCAGUAAGGGAGAGCUUUUUCCUUUCCUUUAUGCAACUUGCAUUCCUCGCAGUAAAGCGAGAGCUUGCGAUUGAAAAACGUUAACUAGCCAUGUUGCUGGACGUUAUGUGCCUCGAAACAUCGUUCUCACCUUAAUGAUUCUGUUAACGCAGUUUGAGGAAAACGUUCAAAGAACCAAAACCAAAAUAAAUCCCAACGACUUAUGAGAACAAAGGUUUACAUUAUCAUAAGAAGUUGAGGACGAGAUUUCAAAAAGAGGCCUAAAAAAGGCACUACCUAGCAGCCCCAUUGCACUAUAGGUUCGACUUCGGAUUAUGAUUGGCUGAUACCCAUAAAUCAUGGCUUCAUCAGUUAUAGUCACAAAUUGUGGGGUCAGUGACUUGCUACACACUGAUUUUUAAGGGGGUGAGGGUUGCUUUUGGAAUUAUCAUUAUGUAUAAGUUCAGGAACGUUUUUAGCAAUAUCUCCAGAACUGCUCGACCAAAUAUAUAUCUUUUUUUUUCUUCACGUUGGGAGAGGGGGAGGUGGGAGUGGAAUAACUUUUGCAGUUACUUAAUGUGGUGUAAAUGGGGUGUAUUAAACCGUUACCAUAGCCAUGGUUACUAAGGAAACCAAAUAUGCUUUCAUAUCGAUUUGCAGUAAAAGAGGACGAUCAUAAUCUUUUUCGGGUCAAUUGUUGAUGUUUUUUGUUUCUAAUUUUCUAUAUAUAUAUAUAUAUAUAUACGCUAAAAAGAAAUAACGGCAGAUGCUGUUAAUUCGAAAAAUUCAAAGGUCAUACGACAAAAAUGUUUAAAAGAGACACGUGAGAAAUACUAUAUUCCUAUUUGAGGUUAGUGACGAUUUUGGAGUCUAUUUAUUAACCAGAUACCAAUUUGCUGAGGUACAUCUUAGAUACAUCACAAGAUAGUCAGUUGAGCGCAUGAAAUUAUCCAUAUCGUAUUUAAAUCCAUCUGCUGUUAUACCAGCCUCACACACAGGAGUGUAAAGUAAGCUCAUCAAACCCUCAGCAGAUCGAACAAUUUCUAGUCACUUGUUCUCAUAGGUCCUGUAAAUGCAGGUAGACAUGGUUGUUAUUCAAAAGAAAUUCCAAGCCUUUCUUUUUCCUCUCUGGCUAAAGCCACUUGUAAUGUCAAACCCUGUAAAGGCGUGAAAUGCUGAUAGAAGCUUACAAAGUUCUUGUUCGAGCUUUUCUACUCGACAAUGAUUGUAUUGGGAGAUAGCGGAACAUGUCCUUUGCCCCAGUGCGGAACCAUAGCUGGCCUCAUCUUAAAUGAUGAUAUGUAGAGGUUCAAAGGAAAGCUACAUCAGUAUCAGGUGACUGAAUUAGAAUGUAGCCAUGCAGCAUGGAGAAAAAUUCUUAUGUGUGUCGCCUCAUUAUGAAACUUCUCUGGUAUAUGGUAGAAAGGAUGUUCUUCAUUUCACGCCACUGAUGCUACUUCCUUCCAAUUUCCAAAGUAUCCUGCUGGAAGCACCUUCCUUGCAAUCCCUUACCAAGUGCUACCUACAAAAAUUUUCAGUUUGGUCUUGUUCUCUAUAUUUGAGAUAAAACUGUUCCAUUUUUUUGGGACUGGCGUGAAUGAACUUGACAUUCUCACUUGUUAACUAGUGGAUGACGCUCCUCUGACGUGUUCGCCCUAUUUAAUGGAGUUCUCCUUGUCAUAGUAAUCACAUUCGAUAUCCACACAAUUGCCGCCAUUCUUCCCAAAUGGGACAGUUAUGACCUCGAAGUACUUAUUUGCGAGCACUCCAAAAGUAACUGAACCCACAUCCCUCCUCAUCUACACAAUUGCUAUACCAUCUAUGACAAACGCAGUUGAUAGUUCAGCAAUAUCAUGUACAUAAAGUCUUGAAGGCACCUCAUAGCAUGCUCCUUGUUGUCUUUCCCAAUCAAUGAUUUCAUAUCUAAGCCCGCAGGUUUUCAGAAUUGAGAAGACCCAAAUCGUCUGGCUGUCUUGUAGGUCCAUACUUGAUGAAUGAUGAACACUGGGCACAAGCUCACGCCCAAGCAGAUUGGCUCCCCUAUAAACCAACAACCUUCAUGCGAUCGGGAGCUCUAAUCACUGACUCCCCGAUCGACCGACCAAUUCCUUGACAUCGGGAGCUCUUAUCAGAGCUCGUUGACUCCCCGGCCGAUCGACCACCAAAUUCUUUGGGAUCGGCAGCUCUUACCAGAGCUAACUGACUCCUUGAUAGACUAACAAACUCCUUUGCCAUCGGGAGUUCUUAUCAAAGGGCACUAACUCCCCGAUCGACAAACAAAUUCCAUGCGAUCGGGAGCUCUUAUCGGAGCUCAUUGAUCCACCCGAUCAACCGAUAAAAUCUUUGCGAUUGGAAGCUCUUAUCAGAGCUCAUUGAUAAACACUAUCAACCAACAAAUUCCUUGCCAUCGGUAAAACUCUUAUCCGAGCUUCUAGAAUCAACUGAUCGACCAACAAAUUCCUUGCGAUUAGGAGCUCUUAUCAGAGUUCAUUUACCCACCCGAUCAGGAGCUCUUAUCAGAGCUCAUUGACCCCCCUGAUCGACCAACAAUUCCUUGCGAUCGGGAGCUCUUAUUUAGCAAAUUGAUCCAACCGAUCAACCAAUUGUUCGACCAAAAACUCCUUUGGGAUCGGGAGCUCUUAACGGAGCUUAUUGACUGACUUGAGCAGAGCACAUUGAUGCACACCACCAACGAACAAAUUUCUUGUAACCGGGAGCUCUUAUCAGAGCUCAUUUACCCACCAGAUCGGGAGCUCUCAUCUCAGAGCUCAUUGACUCUCCGAUCGACCAACAAAUUCCUUGCGAUCGGUAGCUCCUAUCGGAGCUCAUUGAUCUACCCGAUCAACCAAAAAAAUAAUUGCGAUCGAUCCAAUAAUUGGAGCUCUUAUCGGAGCUCAUUGAAUCGACCAACAAAUCUCUUGCGACCGGGAUCUCUUAUCAGAGCUCAUUAACUCCUUGAUCGACCAAAAAAUCCUUUGGGAUUGGAGCUCGUAUCUCAGAGCUCAUUGACUCCCCGAUCGACCGACCUUGCGAUCUGGAGCUCUUAUUUAAGCAAAUUGACCCACCAAGUCGACCAACAAACCUCUUAUCAGAGCUCAACAGGUAUUUUUCGAACGAACAACAUCUCCCAUUUAUUCUUUUCAGCAAUUUUGAUAAUAAUUCACAAAAUCACUUCUUUUUCUUGGUUUCUCAGAAUCCUCAGAAAAUAUUGCCAUGGUAACGGUUAAUUAACCAACCGACAUUGUCCCGCAUUAAGAAGCUUCCAUAGUUGCAUAAUCCCUUCAGACUUUAAUUUAUUUUGUCAAAUAGUUCCCAAUGUAGUGAUAAAACGUUCCUGAACACGUAGAGAUUGAUUCUUCCAAAAGCACUUCACCGCCACCAAUAGCACUGAAGUCACUGACCCCAUGAUUUGUGACUACGACUAACAUAGCGAUGACCUCUGGUUAUAAGGCCAUUAUAAUCCGAUGUCAAACCUUUUGUCUAGUUAGGUUGCUACGAGGUCGAUUUUUCCUGGCUUCUUCUCCUCGACUGUUGUCCAAAGGAAAAUAAGCAGGCUACUUGACCCUUUAACUUCCAGAAGUGAUCAACAUGAAACUUCUCCCCAUAAUAUCCUUAUUUUAUCCAGCAGACUGGUAAUGAGAAUAUUCAAACUAUCUUGAUCUAACACCAAGUUCUCUAACUAAUUUAUAAGGAGAUGUGUAGCAGGUGGUGGGGAGAAUUUACAAUCGGAUCCUGUGAGUUAAAGGGUGAGGCUCGGGUAAACGCGAAUGACCAAGUCGCUAUUGUUUUUAGUUUUAAAUCCGAUUUGUUCAGAGGAUGACUUAAGUUUCCUGAAACAAUCGCAAAGUUAAGCAAAAUAAAAGCAAUCCCGGCUUACUUUCGACACUUCAUUGAAAAUUGCUGUGUAGAAGUUACCCUCGGUAGCAAAGUAAUUUAAGUGAGCGAAAAGUUCAGCUGAGCUGAGAGGUUGAGACAUACUUAGAGUCUGCCAAUGUAUAUAUGACGUAGUACUUGACAUAUCACAGCACACAUAUGUUGUUUCACCUAUGCAUUUUUCCUCCAAAGUUACACUUAUGGAAAGCCGGUUGUCGGGUCUGCGAAUGUCUAUUUGAGCAUUGCUUUGAAAGGAAAGGUUAUUCCGAUUGCUACUCAGCUAGUAUUGGUAAGUGAUUUCAUUUCAUUUUAUACUUAUGUAGAGAGGUUCUCUGGUGAAAACUGAUCGUAAAAGAGUUGUUCAGGGAUUAUGAAAUUGCAUGGGUUCGUUAAAUUUAGUCAAAUUCUGAACUUUUGUUGAAAGAAAAGUAUGAAUGCUAUGCUUAAAGUCUACUACUUUACUAAAAUCUGGAUCGCUGUCUGUAACUUAGCAGCUGCGCAGCAACUCCUCUCCUAACCCAAUAACAGUCAACUGAUAACAAGUUUGAGUUAAUGUUGGGUUAGGGGAGGGGUAGGUGCUCAUUUUCUCAGAUACUGACAUUGAUCGAAAAAUCUAAUUGCUUAGACGGAAUGACUGUUUCCUUUUUUGUGUGUUGAUUUAUUGGAAUAGCUUGACAAAGGCACUGCUACAGUGGAAGAAAGGGUGAAUUUUAUUAAAAAUGUGGCCGGAGAAAUCUGGUUCCCAGAAGGUGGUAGACUUCAUGUUCAGGCUGACGUCACAGAACGGGCGACCGGUGAAAAGGAGACUGCGGUGGAUAAAUCGUGCAAGUUUACAUCAAACCCCUAUCUGGUCGAGAUCAUAGACACUCCAAAGUACUUUAAACCUGGAAUGCCUUUUACUGUGAAGGUGAAAGACACAAGAUAUGAAUAAUGACAUUCCAUUUUUUUUAGCUCUACACUUAAGGUAUACGCAUAAUGUGAAUCUACUGAGGGUGUAUUGAAAAGUAAAGUCUUUGUAGAGCCUCUUACCCUCGCCUGUUAAGAUAUCGUUGAUAAUAUUUGUUUGACGAACUUCUCGUUCACAGCCUUCUCUACCACUACUGAUAACCUCUUCUGGAAAAGCUAUUAAAAUCCUUGAAUUUGCCAAGCCGCCUAUCUAUAUAAGAACUCUUCAUGAUCCAUUCUUCACAGUUAGGGAUUUUACUUUGACCGCAUUUGCCAUUUAGGCUAAGUAUCAUUCUGGUAUGAAAAACUUUCUUUGAACUGUGUUUAAGGUUGUGGUGUCGCUGAAUGAAAAGCCUACCGAGUCCAUAUCUGUGAGAUUAUCCGCCACAGGGAAAAGCUUGAAAGAAGAGAAACGCUUGACCACAUUAGAGGACAAAACGAUUGAGAACGGCGAAGCUGAGUUUACAGUUGAUGCCUGCACCGACUGCCAAACCAUUAAGAUAGAGGUUUGAAAAGUUGAUUUCUUUUCUUCAGGGACCGAUAAAUAAUGGUAAUUGAACUGAGUGGAGUGCAGUUUGGGCUGAAAUCAUACGUAUGAUUUCAAAACCGAACGAGUGCGCAGCGUGAGUUCGAUUUGAAAUCACAAGUAUGAUUUCAGACCAAAAUUGCACGACACGAGGUUCAAUUAUCACUUUUUUACAUCCAUUUUGAAAUCGCCCAAAUACAGGACUUGGUCAGUUCAAAUAUUUUAUUGAUGCAGUACUGAGCCGGUCUGAAAUUAAAUUCAUCCAAUUUUUUGGGGGAAAAAGUAAGAGUUUGGAAACAAAAGUUGCAAAAUUUGCCACAUGAUACUCUUUGUCUUUCAUUUUCCUGCAGUUUGAUUGGUUACUUUAAACAAGCCUUAAAAUCUGAUUGGUUGUUCUGUUUUUAGUGUAGCCUCCUCAUUGGCAGGGAAAAAGAUGCGAUUUAAAACAGAGAAUGAUGCGAUUCGUGAAUAAAUCGCACCAUUUAGAGCCAAUCAGAUUACAGGGACCACCAGUGAUUUCAAAAUGGGUGUAAUACAUUUGAAAAUUUAUUGAGCUAGUUAAUGCGUUAACAAAUGUAACAUUUAUUGCGUAUUGCUUUUCGACCGCGUAGUAAUACUGAUAAUAACCCUCUUAAAAAGCCUUUUUAUCUGAUUUUCUGUUUAAAAAUCAGAGCAGAUUGUUUCAAGUCCAAAGUUUUGUUACGAAUGUUUGUUUCGAUGUAGGUUGAAGCCGUCAAAGAAAAUACCCAACCCGCUCUGGCUAACUUCGUGCUGCAACGAUUCGACGCAGAAAAUGGACCACUGAUUGUAAUUCGUCAUCCCCCGUCAGGAAAGUUGAAGGUAGCUGUUAAUCGUGACGAUGGUAAUCGACUCUUUAACUCCAUGUAAUGACCAUUAUUCAAUUUCUCAUCGUAAUGUUAAUACGUCGCCAAGAAAAAAUGGUCACUUCAAUACUUAUGGCAGACGGCGAGGAGAAUCGAAAUGUAGGACUUAAUAGUGAAAGGAUAAAUUAAAGGCAAACUAUGAGCCGGUUGUGUAUUCAAUGUCCAUAUGAUGCGAAACUUCUUUCAAAGUAAGCAAGCUCAGUUUUCACUUUCCACCCGUAAUAUCUGCCUCCCCUUUGAAAAAGAGAGGAGGGCAACUCGUGAGCUUUUUCGUGCAUUUUUUCAGUUUUUUUGUAUAGUUCCAUCAUAUUCGGUUACUAUAAAAAUUCAUUUCGACUGUAAGAGAACGAAAUACCAAUUAAAACAUUUUAAAAGCCAGCCGUGCGGUCGCCAUAUUUUUAGUGUGAUCUGUUUAGAUCGUUAGUUGUGCUUGAAAAAGAAAAUCAUUAUUGGCUCAGGUAGUCGACAGGAUUUCGCUUUACCUUUGAGAGGACCUUGAUCUUAAACUCUACGAUAGAAGUUUCUGCGCUUAAUACAUAGCAAGACUUGAAAGUAUUCGUUGCGAGCUUUGAACAACUUGUAAACCUUAUCGUUUCCGAGAGGAAUCAAGAAAUUUAUCAUAAUAUAGGCAACUCGUGUAGUGUUGUACAUAGCAAAGGAAACUACCUUAAAUGGUUCGAUGUAAACUGUCAUUUAAGUGUUCCUUGGUAUCUUCAUGUUACUUGAUUGAUCUGAAUAACCGUCAUAUUCAUGGGCUGAUAAAUGGGACUAUUGUUUGAUUGGAUGUGUAACAAAAUGUCUGUUCUAAAAUCACUUAGGUCGAUGGCAAGUCUAAUAUUGAAACCUACCGGAAAAAUGAUGACAAAGCUGCCGUUUUUUCGUAUGUGGUGAGUGGCUUGUUACGGUAUAAUGUAAACAACAGAAAGAACACUGUACUCCUUCAAACCCUUCUGAUUUAUGAAAACAACUUGUAAUAUUCUAACUAAGGAGCGACCCCUAAAGGCAAUACGUUAAUUAUCGUUAAUAAACUUAAUAAACUCAUUACAGUUUAUAUCUUGGCUCACCACUAACACAAUCUCACAGGUGUCCCCAAAGUUCCAUGAAAUGAACAAUCUUUCACAGUAGCUCUCUCGGUAUAGUUUUCUAAACAGUCGGACACUCCUGACAACAGCACCUACUACUACUUCUACUACACGACUGAGUUGUUAUAUACCUUUACAAAGUAUUCCAAACAUUCCGAAAGCUUACAGCGCAUUUAUAUUAGUAUUAGUACAGCAUAGCUACUGAGCCAAUAAAAUGUUUUAAAAAGUUCCAUGGUAUGCAUGUCAGCAUUACUAAGCAUACUAGGGAUACAUAGUAACUAAUAUUUACAGUAAUUACAGGCUUUAAUACGAUUCUUUUCUUUCCUUACACCCUUUGCAGAGGUUUUGCAAUAUCUUUGGUUAGUUAAGUUUAGGUCAUCUCGCGCCAAAAAGCCGAUGUGACAGAACAUAAUUAGGAAAAACAGACUCACAAUUCCCGUUUUCUUUAACAGGGAAACACCUUCAUUUCUGAAGCUUUGAAAAGGGUCUUCAGUUAAAACAAUUAUGUUUUCAUUCAUUUCAAAAAGUUCCCUUACUAACGUUUAAAUGGUUCACUUAACUAGGUGGUUUCAAGGGGAAGGAUUCUUUCUCACCACACCACUGAAGUGCUUGCGGACGGCUUUAAAAGCGAAACAAAAAGCUGGUCCCUUCAAAUCACUCCUGAAAUGUCACCAUCCGCGCGUUUGAUUGUUUACUAUAUUCACAGCAGUGGACGAGUCGUAGCUGACAGCAUUUUGCUUAAAGUUGAGGAAAAACUCCCAACAACGGUAUGCCAUAAUAAUUCAAUAAUAAUAAUUCGAGUAUUUCUGUAGUGCUAUUUACAUAGAAAUGAUCAGUGGUGCUUUACAAUGAUUCACCUAUAAAACUAUUCUACAGCUAUCUGAGUAUACCAUGAAAAAUGUAAAUGAGACUUAAAAAAAAAAAUAAAAGAAAUCUGGUUAAAUAUUGCUCAUAAAAACUCAAAUAAAAUAAGAUUUGUGGUCAAAAACUUUUAAAGAAAAACCUGACCAAAAAGGUAGGUAUGAUUAUGAAAUAGGAAUGGGCUAAUAGCAUAAUGAAAUAGGCUAACUACUUGCAAGAAGAUUGAACUGACUCACAAAUACCAUACUGGCACUCAACACAGCUUAGGAGAAACUUAUGCAAAAGAGAAUCUUUAUCGGACAGUUUGCUAUCGGAAAGUUCAAUAAGUCAAUCACAUUCAAAGUUGUAGUUUAAAUCAACUAAUCUCAUUCGAAAUUGUAGUUUGAAUCAACCAAUCACAACCUUGGUUUCCAUAACCAUAGAAUUUGUCUGUCUUUUAAUGAAAAUUUUCCUUUUCUUUCAUAACUUGGCUAUUUUUCCUUCGUCGGAAAAUACAAUUUUUAUGAUUAAUUGGUAAGAAUUCGUGUCGUCCAAUUUGAUCUGUAAUGAUACUCGUGACAAACAAAUCGUACUCCCGCUGCGCGUUAUCACUCGUAUGAUUACAGACCGAAUUUGUACUUCACUCAGUCCUAUUACUAUUACUUAGAGGAAAAGAUUUAGAGGAUUUCUUGAAGGUUUGGCACAAAUUUCUUGUUCGUAACUGCAGAGUGAAGCUCCCCACAUGUAGCUCAAUUACGUAUUCAAAACUCGUUGCAGUUUUAGUUCUAGAGCUUCAUGGUUUAAUGUUUACGGCAAGCAACCGUGUUGAACUUGACAUGUAUGCAUGUUACUCGAUUAUGGAAAAGUUACUGCAACAUUUGUCUCUUCCUUUUCUUGACAGGUUGAGUUUACUUAUGAAGGCAAACGCGGAGGUGAAACUCAAAACAAAGUUGAGACACAACCUGCGAAAAAUUAUGUGAUUAAACUCAAGGCUCCUAAAGGAACGCAUCUGGGAAUCCUAGGGGUGGACAAGAGUGUUUAUCUACUGAGAAACGAGAAUAGACUCAACAAAGAGCGGGUAACUCAAUCAAAUCAUGCUUUGUUAUAGACCUUUUUUAUGAUGGAUGAAUGAAUAUUCUUUCAUAGAAACACAAAUUAGCCUGCCUGGCUCCGCUUUUAAGAGCCUGUUCCAGGCGUUCGGUAGUUGAAAGGAAGGCUAUAGUAAACGAUGCGAUUGUAACGGCGAAACGAAAUUAACCCCUCCCCUCCCCUCCCCCCCCCAUUCCCCCCUCCUUUUGUGAAAGAGGAUUAUUCCCUAUGUUAUCUAAUACGGUGUUAAACUGUGCCGUACAAAGUUUGCAUUUGCGUUAUAAAAGAUUGAUUUCGUUCGCGCUCAUUGCAUCUGAACAUCCUAUCUAGUGCGUUCACUUGUUCGUCUUUCCUUUCUUUCUUUACGUCUUAAAUGUCAAUUCCAUUUAGCGACGAUGAUUGAAGAGUUAACCCUUUAACUUCCAGAAGUGAUUGACAUGUAACUUCUACCAAUAAUAUCCAUACAUUAUCCAUUACACAUUAGGUGGUAACAUUAGCGAUUGAAAUUGAUCCCUGAGAUUUUGCAUAUUCGUAAUCUUCGAUUCGCACCUUAUACACUAGCGAUUGAUCCAAUUUUAAUAACGAUUUGUGUAAAUUUGAACCAAAUAUUGACUCUCCAUACUAACGUGCGGAUUUUGCAACUGCAGAAACUUGGCGUGAAAAAGUACAGUUAAGCCCUUCGAUCCUCAUAGGACGGUAGAACAUGUAUUUCAGCAAUGAAAAUUAUUGUGAUCACACGGCUAUACUAUAAAGAAAAGGAAAUUUAGUUCCCGGAAAAAAUCUUUGCCGAGCGAUUUUUUGCUUGUAGUAAGGUAUCUAAAAUGGGCGCAAAAAAGAGGUUUAUAAAAAAAGUAUAAUAUUUGGUACUUUGUAGCCCCGUAAUAUUCAAAAGAUUUACCAUUAACUGGUUAAUUCCUAAUAACCGUUAAGACAAAAAUCAGUCUCUGGCUUUACAAGUAAAAUGUAUUAACGUCUUGGUUCUCUAAUCAGGUUCUUAAGGCCGCUAAAGAACUUGAUCUUGGCUGUGGUGUCGGUGGAGGAAAAAAUAACAGAGACAUUUUUAAGGUUGGUACUCAAAAUAAUGACAUGGAACGUGAACAUAGAUAAUAAGAUGAUAACAUGUCGGCUACACGACAUAGCCUGUGUGUAGCGGAUGGCUUCCUCCAUGGAGGGAGACACUACUAGUUCAUACAUUUUGGAGAAAAAAAGGAUAAUUCUCUCUGUUGUUUAGCACAAAUGUUAAAAGCCUAAAGUUUCUCAGUUACAAGAUUGAAAUUCACUCAUGGCCGAAGACGUACCCUGAUAUAUGAGACGAAGAACAUGCGGCGCUGAAACUUUUCAUUUGAUUAUUUACAUUUUCAUCGAUUUCUCCAUUCUCUACUUUCCUGUCAGAGGGCUGGUGUUGUCAUCAUGACAGAUAACUUUGUUAGCGAUGGAAGAAAUGGUGAGUUGAUUAUUUGAAACUCUUGUUAAUUCGAAGCAAAAUAGCUAUUACAUUAAGUUAACACGACGAAUUUCUUUUCACUCUGAAGCUCGAACCAUUUCAUUACAAGUACCAAUCUCUUUUCCUUAAUAAUGUUCGAAAAUUUAAAUUUGUGAUUCUUUUUACUUCUUGCGUCAAAAAAUAUAAAAAAUACUCGACUAUGUUCGAUAACAUUAGCAAGUUUGAGGGUCGGUUAUUCAAACAAAGUUUAGCCAUUUUUUAACAAAACCGCGUCCCAAACAAUCCUCAAUUUAGCCGAACCUUUUCGUCUGAACAUUCAUUUUUGCGAACAGUGUAAGAGGGCUGAGAGCUAAAAGUGGAAAGACAUUAUCUAAUCAAAUCAACCCUCUUAUAGAGAAAGCCUAAAACCGCGGUUUGGGUUAGACCUCGGGUAAAUAACCAGCACUAAGUGCUUGUUUAGGAUAAGAUAACAAUAGGACGUAAUAACUUAAAUAAUAAUUAAUAAUAAUCAUUGGUAAUUUAAUAAUUUUCAUGAUAAUUCUUUUUACUUACCGUAGCGGGGUAAAUAUGCACGACUUUAGUGUACCUUGAGAUCAUUAAGUUCCAAAGGCUGUGUGCGAAGGUUUCAGCUUGAUAUAAGUCAUGAUUUUUAACAGAUUUCAUCUUAGAUGAAUACAAUGGUGAUAAGGCUAAGCACCUUAAAGUUGUGAUGUCUUUUUUUAUUAUUUUUCAGGCUAUGGCUGCGAUGAAGAUGGUUCUCGAAGAAAACGGAGAUCAUCGGCAGACCCAGGUAGAACUGAAAGCAGAUUUGAGUUUAGUUUCCACAUGAUCACCACAAUUGAUACAGUCUUUGUGAUUGUUGACAGUAGAGACGUUUAUUUCGCAGCUUUGCUUGGAUCAUAAAAUGUGGAUCGUACAAUACAAUAUUCUUUAUUUAACGAAGGUGACGUAAUUAACCCAGUGAGUUAUCUAACUUACGGCCUUCACAGCAGUACAAAUACGUAUAUAAAAUAAUGACUAAACAGCAAAACGAAAUACUGGGAGAGAAACUAAAACUAGAAAUUGUAUGGUUUAACAUAGAUAUAAUAUGAUAUAAACAAUUACUUCCUAACACUGUUACAAUAAAGAGAAAAACGACAAUCAUAACGCAUUAACCCGACUAAAGGAAUAAGAUACGAAGUCUAUGCUUAAAAUUACUUAAUUUAGAUGAAAAAAUAGUAGAAGAAAGAGAUACACUGGCUAUUCGCUCAAGAUCAGUGUCAAGGCUAUUAAAAAGGGUGGCAGCAGAGUAAGCAAAUUUGCGUUUUCCAGAAUUAGACCGCGGGAAGGGAACUUGAAGAUUAAAAGCGCAAGCUCUAAUGCGCAAACCAGUUGAACGAACGGAAGACAAGGAAUUGAAUUUACGUUUAAGACAAAGAGGAGCAUCAGGAUUAUUAAGAAUAGUGAAUAAGAGUACAAGUUUUCUUAGUUUUAUAAAGUCGAAAAUAGGAAGCCAUUUUAGUUUGGAAAAUAAGUUUACAGAUGGUUGGAAGAAGUCGUCAUUAAGGAGCAGUCUAGCUGCACGUUUUUGAAGGCGAAGAAGACGAGACAAUAAAUAAGUAGAACAACUACCCCAUAAUAGGGAAACUACAUUAAAUGCCUAUAAAGGAUCAAAAGGCUUGGUUCGUAACAUUGUUUAGAUUCGAUAUGGAUAAUAUGGAAACCUUAUCAAAGACCAUACAGAGUAUCUAAACAGUUUAGUUACUUAAUAGGGAUAAAUCUUUUUAUUCACUAAUUUAGGUGUCUGUCUCUUAACCCUAGGUUCAAUUGAUGCACCGGAAAAUAACUUGUUUUCUAAGAAUUUCACCAAUCUAGUAGCGUUUAGUGAUGAUUUGAAGUAAAUUUUGCUUCAUUUCAAACUUGAGGCUCGUUUUUUUUCCUUCAAUUGUGCACUGUUACUAUUAAUCCAACAGUUAUGAAGAUGUGCUGUGAAUGGGGAAGAAAAGCUGGUGGAAAUGUAACUUGCGCGAAACUUUCGUUGGACGCCAACAAAAAUUUGCCUGAUGACUGCAGGGAGGCCUUCUGGACCUGUUGCGUAGAAAAGUAUGGCAGAAAUGGUAAGUAAAAACAGCGUUGCCUCCCUAAAUUCAACCCAGUUGUUAAACUGCAUGCUUAAGUCUUGCGCCUAAACUGUUGGGAAAGGAGCUUAAAUUAUUAAAAAAAAGAAAAAAAAAAGAUGAAAAAAAAAUACAAUUAGCACUCAUACUCAUACUUUUCGAUUUGACUGCAAUAUUUCAAUGAAUGCUUUGCCUAAACGUAAUAUGACAGAAAAAUAUCGGCGACAGUGAUGGUACUGUUAGAGUUCGACCGAAGUGCGUUACUCUGAAAAAAUGGAGAUACGUUUUUAGAACUGCGACCUUAAUAUCUUUUAUCAUCAAAAACAUCUGUUUUUGUAUUUAUCAUUAUAUCAUAUAUGAUAUCAUACACAUUAUAACAGGUAGAGUUCAGUGAGCUCUGAACCAUACCUGGAAAAAUUCCAAACUAUAUUCCAAUGCUUCAUUUUUUCUAUAAGUUGAGACAAUUUUUACCGCGUACAUUUUGAGUUAUCAACCUCGAGAAUGGCAGUAUGUUUGAAGUUGAUUUGCUAACGAGUUUUGACGACAAAGAGAUGCUCUUAACCCUUUACACCCUAACAUCAUUAAUUAUAUUCUUCAUACUGUUCUCUGUACAUUUACUAAGGUGCUGACGAGGAGAAUUUGUGUAACAAUGAAGAGUUUAAAAGGUAUGUUUUUUCGUUUGUCUUACGAUGUAGUCACGUAUGAUGUAGAUCGCAACGUUUCGACUGCAUACUGCUAGUCUUCUUCAGGUGAUGAGGUCGACUGGUCAUGCGUGAUGGUAUAAAGUAUGAUGCUCUGCUGUGAUUAGUUGUUUUUUCAACAGCUCUGAUUGGUGCAUUUCGAUCCUUGCUGUUCACUCAGUGAUUUGCUCCCCCGGCGGUCCGCUGUUGCACGGCUCUCCUGUUGUUGUGUUUUUUGAUCGUGGGCGUCCACGCUUCUGGAAUUUCUAUUCCACUAUCCCUGUUGAUGUUGUUAGGGUGAAGCCUUAUAUUGACCCUGCACAUGUAGUAAUAAGGGUCACGAUCAAUAAACUUUACUUCGUUCCAAAGUGGCUUGUGUCCGGUGUUGUGCUCUGAAACGGCGGAGGUCUCGGUACGGGCGAGUCGAAUGUCUCGAUCGUGCUCCUUAAUUCUGUCUUCCUAGAUUUUCAGCUGUUGAAAAAACAACUAAUCGCAGCAGAGCAUCAUGCUUUAUAAGAUCACGCAUGACCAGUCGACCUCAUCGCCUGAAAAAGACUAGCAGUAUGCAGUCGAAACGUCGCGAUCUACAUCACACGUGAUUACAUCGUGAGACAAACGAAAAAACUUAGCUUUUAUUAUUAUUCACCGCGAUGAAUAAUCACAGCCUUUUCUACGAAAUGAAGAGUUUCUUUAGUUGGUGAUCAUUUCCUCUAUUCUCGUGGCAUUUAUCUCUGACUCAGUGGUGAUAUUGUAAGGACAAAUUAGAUGCCAGUCACUCUAAGGGGUUAAAGGGUUAACGAUCUUUACGAUAUAAAACGGCGUAUUUGAUAUAAAGACUGAAAAGCGACUUGUGUUGGAUAAAACGUUUAGAUUCCGCCCUGCUUGGAAGAAGUGGUGCACCGAGUGUAGAUGAUGAUGAGCGGUACCUCGCUGAGGAAGGGUAUCAAGUUAGAACCGACUUUCCAGAAACCUGGCUUUGGGAUGAGCGUGUCGUUGGGUAAGAUGAUAAACUGAUACAAAAUUUAUUAUAUUAGCAUUAUAAAUAUUAUUAUUACUAUUAUUAACGUAAAUUUGUUGAUCAUUAUCAAGGAUUUUUAAACGUAUCGAUGGCUAUGAAUAAGCACACACUCAAAUUCAUGAAACAAAAAACGUAACAAGCGUCGAAAAAAUUUAUUUAACCAAGUACGUAUGUGCAUGUAGCGUCGAACAAGAAAUUUAUUUCUUCAGAGUUAAGUAUACAGCUCACAUUUCACAGGUUACUGAAAGAGGGGUUUCCUAAGAUAGAUCCCUUGUGAAAAGCCCACAGCUAAAACUGACUUAGAAGGCCACGGUUUCAUCAUUUUUCAGUCGCUCCGUGAUGUACCUCUGCACAACCAGUGAGAAAUGUGACUCAGAACAAAAAACUUUUCAAACAGAGCGCUCUCUGAAGCGUCCGCUCGCUACCAAUGUUCGCUAUCAAACAAAUGUUGCCACUUCUAUUUUGAGUUUCCACGAAAAACCUGAAGAACCGACCAUAAAAAGAGUUGAACAAAUAUAAUUUAUAUUAUAAAAUAUAUAUUAUAAAAAACUUUUCAAACAGAGCGCUCUCUGAAGCGUCCGCUCGCUACCAAUGUUCGCUAUCAAACAAAUGUUACGACUUCUAUUUUGAGUUUCCACGAAAAACCUCAAGAACCGACCAUAAAAAGAGUUGAACAAAUAUAAUUUACAACUGUUACUCCUUCAAUGGCUUGACAAAAAAUUGUCUUACCUUUUUACAGGGAGGAUGGAACUGCAGAAAUAAAAGUCACAACACCCCACACUAUAACCACCUGGGUCAUACAAGCCGUGGCCAUCAAUAACGAAACAGGAUUGGGCCUUGCCUUACCGCUACAGAUUGUUUCAAAGAAAGACUUUUUUGUUUCUCUCACAAUGCCUUAUUCGGUGAAAAGAGGAGAACAGAUUUCUAUUCUGGCGACAGUUUUCAACUAUAAGAUAAAUAAUGGCGAUCAGUAUCGGGUAGGCUUAACCUUAGCGGUUAUUACAUUAUUAUGUUCAGGUGACGAUGGUUCGGUUAUACAUGAGGUCAUACCAUACCAUAAGCCAUGAUUUUACUCAAUCAGUGGCCCUUUAGGUUUUCCCUCUAAGUGCAUGGACCGAUUUGACUAAAUAAAUGAUCUUUCUACUGUCAGUUUCGGCCCUCUUGACACUGUUCACAAGAAUAAAUGUCCAGAAAAAAGGUUCGGCUAAAUUGAAGAUGGUUUCGAACGCAGUUUGAUUAAAAAGGGGUAAACUUUGUUUUAAUAAUCAGACCUAUAUUUCUAAGCGUAUCAAACGUUAUAAAAUACGGCUUCAACAUCUCACCCUGCAUAAUUCAUUUUCCGAGUUCGUCAGUUGGCUCACAUUUAUUAUUGGUGUUUACACCAAUACAUUGGUCUUAGAACUGAUAGAACUUAGUUCUCGUACCUUAAUGUGUGCUUCAGGAGUGAUAUUGUAAGGCGAAAUUAGGUGCCAGUCACACUUUGAGGUUUAGAGGACCAAGCGAGUUCUUUAUUAUAACUGACUAAGCUAGUCUUUUUUUUUUUUUUUUUUUUUUCUUUUUUUUUUUUUUCAUUUCCUGUACUUAGUAUUUUAUUACAAAUGUUCAUUUACGAGUAAAUGAACCUUUUGAGCCAAAUGGGUCAUUCAUUGCCUCUGGGAAAACAGUACUAAACAUUCGUAUGGUUUAUUUUCUCUCCAAAAGGCAAAGGUAUACCUCAGAGGUAACAAAGACUUCUGUUCCACUGCUGACGAUGACAGCCUUGUUUUGAUCGGAAUACUCUACCCUCAACCAAACGAUGCCAGAUCUGUUGCAGUCCCAAUUAUUCCCAAAACAGCUGGAAAAAUAGAAAUCGAAGUCACAUCGAUUCUUGAAAUAAAAGAAGGUAGUAAAGACUUUUGGGAAAAAAGGGAAGUGGAUGCCGUAAAACGAGAGCUUCUUGUUGUGGUAAGUGAGUUUAAAUUUGCAGAAUAUAAUUACGAAACAUUUUGCUUACUUUAUAUGGAAGGUGGAGAAAUACUAUUUGCUUUCUAUUCCUCUCAAAUAAAAAAUGAAAAAAAUUCUGUCCUAAUUCAAAGAAGAUAUUUACGUAACAUGAGCGCCUAAAGUUCAAAAGUGAAUCCUUAAAUGUAUAUCGUAUCACGUAAAAAAUCCUUCUGGAAUAUGUGAUUUGUAAUUGAGCACUUUUGAUGUGAAUAAGCAGAAUAAUGUUUUAAAUGUUCAAUCAGUAAAUAUUCUUACGUGGAGAAGUGAGGUCGCUAUAGAAAGAACUAACAGGUUUCGUACAGGCGAGAUUUGAUAUUUAAGCCCUGUUUUAAAGAAAUCAAUUGCUCUUGCAUAACUUGGCAAGACAAAAUCAUGUUGAAGUCAUGUGUUUUUUCGGUCUUAACUUACCUCAACUUUCAGUGUUAACUUUUUUCUUUUUAAAUGUAUGCCAUUGCUUUUUGUAUUUUUUCAUAACUGUUAGCCAGAAGGAAAGGAAAAUCGUACUUCACGAUCCUUUACACUGGAUCCUAAAGGUAAUUCAUUUUGAACUUCCCUCCUCCUAUGACUCACUUUCAGUUCCAUGCUCUUGAGAUUGGCGCAAAAAUGAAAGUGCAAAAAAACAAAAAAUAAUUGACUGAGGAAUUAAACAAGGGAGCCUGAAAAGUUUAACUUUUAAAUAAAAAGGUCAGUUUAUAAAUGCAGGCUUCUUUGCAAAUUUUAGUCUGAGGAAGUAUUGUAAUUUGACUUGUCGUCUUGUGUAUUUCUGAAAUAUUGGUCAGUCGGUCGGUCGGGCAGUGGGAAACGAAAAAUUUCUCAGGGAUGGCCCUCCGUGAUAGUUAUUGAUAUAGAUGUUCUUUGCUUUCACUCGCAGGAAUUCUCAAUGAUGACAGUAAUAAUGGAGGACACAGUUCUACCACAUCGCCAAGGAACAUUUCAAGUAUGUUUCAUCCUAAAUAUUUUGGAGGAUACAAUUUAAAUGUCUAGAAAAAAGGUUCGGCUAAAUUGAAGAUGGUUUCGAACGCAGUUUGAUUAAAAAGGGGUAAACUUUGUUUUAAUAAUCAGACCUAUAUUUCUAAGCGUAUCAAACGUUAUAAAAUACGGCUUCAACAUCUCACCCUGCAUAAUUCAUUUUCCGAGUUCGUCAGUUGGCUCACAUUUAUUAUUGGUGUUUACCCCAAUACAUUGGUCUUAGUACCUUAAUGUGUGCUUCAAGAGUGAUAUUGUAAGGCGAAAUUUAUUAUUCUGUGGUACUAUGUGUAUUUCUAAAACCUAAAAGAUGACACAAGUAAAUGUUAUUUAUUGUAGUUGACUUCGCAAUUCCCCCUAAAGCCAUAAGUGGUUCAACUGGAGCUGUCGUAUACUUGACUGGUAAGUCAACAUACAGAAUUUAGUAAAUAAUUGAAGGAAUUAUGUUUUGGCUUUUUAAAAAAAAAUCAUAAAAUGUUUUACUUUUAAAUUUUAGGAAACCCUGAUGAAAAAAGCUAUCGUUUGUAAAUAUUUUCUAAUCUCGAUGAAUUCUAGGCAAAUUUUUACCUGUUGCGUUCGUUUGCGCAGUGCCAACGCUGUUUACUGUAAUGUGAUUGACCACUGUCUACGUGAUGUAAAUUAUAAAGGGAGCUGUGGUAAAGUUUUGAACACGAAAACCGUGAACGUCCAGCAAAUUAUCUCGCCCGAAAAGAAAAGAACAAAUACUGUGGCCAUGAUCAAAAGAAAAGCCUUGGGAAAAUGACAACAAGACUCUCACUUAGUGGGAAAUCGAGUUGUAUGGGUUCAUAGUUGUUCCAACUCUAUAUUCCAUUUCCAUCAGGAAACCUUCUUGGUCCAGUUAUAAACACGACUAUCGAGGGUGGUCUGGAGAAAUUUUUCCGCCAACCUACAGGAUGUGGGGAGCAAACAAUGCUUUUUCUUGCCCCUAACGUGUACGUUCUAGAAUAUCUUAUGAACACCAAACAGAUCAGUGGCGCAAGCGCAGAAAGUGCACACCGCUUCAUCCAGUCAGGUAUUUACAGUUUUCUUUCUAACAUGAGACACUUAGUUUUUUGUCAAAUUUUAGUCUCCCCUAAAGGUUCUCUCAGCGAGAAAGCUUUUUUAUAGCACUUUCUUCUAAUUAACAAAUAUAGAAGCCUUGUCUGUGUUCUGUUCUGUUGUAAAGCACUUAGGGAAGCGGCUAGAGCACGAAAGAAGUGUAGACAGAACAGAACAAAGUCAAGGCUUCUCUAUUUGUUUUAUAAUAAAGAAUCCGUUAAAUUCCUCAAGCAUUACUUUCAAUUUUCGAAACAAACUUUAUUUCCAAAGCGAACAACAGUGUCGUCAGCAUGCUCUCUGCUCUCAUAAAGCAUGCUACAAUAAGCCAAUCAGAAUCCCUGUUGGGAUGGUUCAAAUAAUCUGAUUGGCUGUACAAGACUAAAGCUGUCAAAAAUUUCAAACCAUCAAAGUUCACAUUCUGCAAUAGUUUACAAACUUAAUAGUUCGACAGGUUGAAUUUAACUCUUUUGGCUGAAGUUUUUAAGUCUCUAAUACAGAAUCUGAUUGUGAAAUGUUUUGUGAAAUCCGGCCGAAUUGUGGCUUAUAAAAACACGCAAGUUUUUUCACAUGACAAUUAGAAAACAAACUGUUCAAGCGUGUGUUUAAUGAAUGAAUGACAGACGAAUUUUUUCCGGAACAUGAAGAUUGCUCGGGAUGACAGAGCCGUAACACUCGGCUGCAGUGACGCAUCGGUAAGGAUAUCAGAGAAAGCUCUUAGUUGUUCUCUCGAAGGGCGGCCGAUGUAAUUUCUGAGACUUACUUGACUGCGAUGACCGGAGAUCGCCCCGAUGAGCUAGUUGCGUUGGACCUCAGCGUGAUCGCGGUCGCUCUGACACCGUCAUGAUUAGAAUGAAUUUUAACAGUUAUAUUAGUUUGGCUAUAUUGUUCAUAAUUCCUGUUUUGUUCUGUUUUGUUUUUGAACACGAAACUGUAUAUACUACACAAGUGUUAGCUGUGUUUGAUUUUUAUUACCGUGUGUAAGCUUGCUAUCUAACUGAGUGUGAAAAUAUCCAAAACAGUCGGACCCUACCUUUUGAUUUCUCUUUGAUGAUUUUCGUCUCUGCUCACGUUGUAAUAACGUCAAUUACGGCACCUGGCAUGUUUACAAACCUUUGUUUGGUUCUUCUGUUGCCAUCUGCCGAUUCGCUUGUUCCGAAAUUUCACUUGCAAUUAAAGAAUUAAACUAGAGAAAAGUCUCAGAAAAGGUCGAACAUAGUACAAUUUGGCAGACGGCGUGACAACUUUAGCUCAGCUCUAUGCCCUAUACUCUCAUAGAGCACGCUCUUUCACCAAUGGCAGCGCGCGUUGCAUCAGAAUUUUAUUUUUAUUGUAUAAAGUACGGUGUUAUACAAGGAUUUCCAGCCUGAGAAAAGCCGUAACAAACACACGUGUUUUCACGCGUGUUUGUUAUCGCCAACCGGCUGAUGGUAAUCAUAGGCUGCAAAGGUUUUAUUUCAGAUUUCAUUUUCUACAACGAAACGCGGCGUGAACUAUUUAAGAUGGUUCAAAAUAGUUUGCAUUACCUUUGUCGUGAAACUUCAUUGCUAUUUACUUCCUUAGAUAUAAUGGUUGUUAGCUAUUUCAUUUUAGUGGCUCUCUCCUUUAAAGAAAGCUGUAAUAUUGAAUUUAACAUAAGACAAAGGUAUUUCAGUUUCAAACCGGGAUAAUGACACCCAUAGAAAAUUGCAGGGUACUUUCGACAGGUUAUUUUGAUAUGUAAAUGUAGCAUGCCGCAGUCCAUGUUUUCGGGAUUGCUCCAAAUUUUUACUAGAGAAAUCUAUCAGUAGCUAGUCUCUCGUGCUUAGUUAGCCUAUAGCAAACAGAACAAAAUCAACGGCGAUUAACAAAUUAACAUAAAUGGUUUAUUAUUUUAUUGCAAACCAAUCUUGAAAUUUAAGUUUCAUUUUCAGGUUAUCAACGUGAAUUAAACUACCGUCGUGACGACAGGUCAUUUAGUGCAUUUGGAAAUGAACGACCAGGAAGCACAUGGUUUGUAAACUCAUUGUAUCAGCUGUAUUAUUCCAUAUUUUCAUAUCGACCUUUCCUUUCAGCUAGGUAUAAACAAUAGUCUCUUAUAAUUAAUAGUCUUUAUCUGGCGCGAAAAUAUGCACGGAUGUCCGCGGACAUUAGCCGAUUCAAGAUGCAAAUGGUUUUCUAAGAGCAAAGCUCGAAAAAAAGUGUGAGCUACAAGAAACAUAUAAGUCCAAGGAAAAAUAUAUGAGCAUAUAUUUGCGUCAAAUGGAAGCUAUUGUGUUUAUUAUACUUUAAAUUAUUUUGCAAGGAGCAGGAAAAAUAUUAACGAACAGCUUAAUGUUUGCUGCGUGAGAUGUUACCUUUUCAGUGUUCACUAAUACUACUUAAUGAUCAAACAAACGUGUCCCUUUCUGUAGCAACGGCGAAACUCUCUCUCAUCUCGAAUUAAAUUUUAAACGAAGACUUUUAUAGUAGAGGACGUAAAAUUUGAAAAUUGGAGAAUAUCUCUUGGAGUUAUCCUUGCUUAUCCCCCAGUUUCCCAGACAUUUGCAUUUGGACCAAUCGCGCGCGAGCAAGAUUGGAAAUGAUUAGAGAGGUAUUUUUCAUGGAAAAAUUUCCACGUAACACCUGUAUAAAGCACCAGUUUCCCGGCAUGUCUUCACUUGCGUAUUUCAAGCGUACAACACAUAUUGGUUCCUCGGUUUCAGACCGUUCCUGUCGUAGGGACGGUUUUAACUUAGGUCCGGAAGAGUAUCCUCGACUGGGAAGGAAAAGAUAGGCAUGAGGAGAAGUGUCAAACGAGGGAAACGGUUAGAGAUUACCGAGCACAGGCAGAGCAAAAUUUAGGCAUAACGGUGGUAGAAUUAAUAUAAGCUCGGAUUGGCAUAAGAAGUUCGUCCAUUUCAAAACGGCUGGCUGUGAGAUAAUCCAGUAAAAAGCGUUUAAACGCACCUGUGAGUAGAUCUAACUCGCUACAGUACUCCUGUUGGUGUUUAUACGUGAUCUAAAACCGUUAAAAUCAAACAGCAUUAAAUAAUCGAUUUUCACGCGUCAAACACUGGUUAGACAACGACUUUCAAAAACGCUGUGUAAAAUUGCUUAAAUAAUGGGCCCUUCAGCUCUGAAACGUUGGCUAAUCAGUUUUUCUAUGUGUGCGACCAAGGUUGACUGCUUUUGUGAUGAAGGUCUUCUGCAAGGCUAAAAAGUUUUUGGGUGAUGAAAUUGAAGAAAAAAUGCUGUGCGAGUCUGUGAGUUGGCUGAUUGAAAACCAAGGCAACGAUGGAGCUUUCCCCGAGGUUCACCAUGUCAUUCAUAGAGAGAUGGUGGUAAGAAGAGAAAAGUCUAAGAAGUUAAAGAUGUAAAUAUGGUCUCAACCCGAAAUUGAAUUAAGGGCAAAACAAGUUUUUUUGUUGUUGUAAAAUUAAGCACAAUCACCCGAGGCUCUGUGAUUUUUUUUCCUUUCGAAUGGAAACGUCGUUUUUUUUUUCAUUAUCCCUACAUUUGCUUGCAUCUAAAGAGUGUACCGCUGUAUUUAUGCACAGCAGCCCGUUCGGGCCUUAGAACCGCUGUCUCCAAGGCGACCAUGUUGUUUUGUUGAUACAAACGUUCUCUUGUCGUCGUGGAACAUUAUUUGCGUAUGUUUUCAUGACUCCUUUAUGAAGAAACAACCUCCUCGCUUUAGAUCAUUAAACAAAUCAAAACGAGGAGGUUGUUCUUCAGCAAUGCCCAAAAUUGAUCAAAAAGAAAGGAUGGAAAAUCCUUUCACAGUUAUUUGCUAACCAAAAAUCGUUUUUUUUUUUUUACUCAUGAGCGUAGAUAAACAAUAGCGAGCUUAUUAUCUAUUUAUUUAAUAGUUAGUUUACGUUUGAUACUCACGGACACUCAUGUCAAUUUACAUUCCAGGGGGGUGUAUACAAUUCAGAGGGAGACGUUGCCAUGACAGCCUUUGUGUUAUCUGCUCUGUUGGAAUGUAAUUGCAAAGCGGUAUGUUAAAAAAAAUUUCAUAGUUAUGUAUUAUAUUGCAAUGCAUUAAAUUAUAGUGCAAUCAAAUGCUAUGCGAUGUAAUGAAAUGCAAACAAUUGCGGUGCAAUAUUAUCAGGAGGACACCCCUCAUAGUUGCAAUUUUCUUUUCGAUUUUUGUCCCGACGAGAAGUGCUGCUUCCUCGUAUAUCGAUGCCGACCAAAACAAUUUAAAACAAGCUAAAAUUCGGCACUAUUUUUUUCCCUCUUAGGUUCCACAGGCACACUUACUUAAGGCCACAAACUUCUUGGAGAGUCGGUACAAAAACUUGAAUAGACCUUACAGUAUGGCUCUCACGGCUUAUGCUCUGAGCUUGGUUGAUAGCAGAGAAAAAGUCGAUGCUAAUGAUCGACUUCUUCAAAGGUCUCAGUACGAUGAUGGUUAGUUUUUACUUUAGUCCUUAUUAACUUCGUAAAGUAAUAAUUGAAUGUACACAUAAAUGUAUAUAAUUUGGUCUACUUUCAUAGAUCCCAUCUCUUAUCCAGGUUGCUCCGCCUGCUUGUCAUAACGCGAUAACGUCUUCGUGACGAGAAACUUUAUUAUCACAUAUUUUGUUGUCGUGCUCAUCAUGAUUGCAGUGUGGUAGAGAAAAAUAUUGACAAACAAAAUCAGCGAUGCAGGUUGAACCAAGGUUCUUCAACUUCUGCGAUUGAGGAGAAAAAUGAAAUAUCUAGGGGUUAGACGACGAAUUCUGCACGAAAAUAAUCCUUCCGGGCCUUGCAUUUUUCCAAAAUUUUUUCCACGCACUGUUAUUUUUCUUCGCCACCUGGAAAAUUGAUGACCGUGAUGAUUGAGAUCGAUUCUUUUGGCUUUUAAUUCGAGUAUUUGUCUAAUGUGAGGAUUUUCUACGUUCAACGGGGUCUGCUUAGAUCAGUUUUUGGGCUGAUAUGGUUUCAGUGAUUCUGCUGUCCUAGCUCAGUGUUCACAUCAGAAAAGGGGAGUAAAUAGUUUGUAUUGGCAAGAAAAUUAAUAUAAAUAAGAACGGCAAAAAGGACGUAAAACCUCUUGAGCGAUUCAAGGAUCGAGUUUCUGUCUAGGAAACAACAGAACGCCAGCAGUUUUUGCAAAAAUCUUAACAUGUUACAGUUCUGUCUAACAAGGCGAUUUAUUAUUGUUUAAACUAAAAAAAAAUACAUAUUUUCAACUUCAGUUAAAAAGACUCGGCACUGGAAUACUGGUGGAAAUGCACUUAAUGUGGAGACAGCUGGUUAUGCAUUGAUGACUCAAGUGCUUCUCGGACGCACCGUUUAUGCAGGUCCUAUUGUAACGUAUAUAACAGGUCAGAGGCAGGGUGGUGUCGGAUUUGUAUCUACACAGGUAAGAGAAGUUUACGGAUCUGCUCCUCGUCUACCUCUUUCCUUUUUUCAUAUGAGCAUCGAAAUAUGUGAUCUGUUUCUUACCACACUGAAAAUUUUUCACAGGAUACAGUGGUAGCUCUCCAAGCUCUUGCAUUGCACAGCGAGAAAACUACAGGAAACAAUAAUUUAGACUUACGAGUAAAAGUAGAGACAGAAAAAGGAGAUGUCAGAGAAUUCCAUCACAUUAACCCAGAAAACGCACUUUUACGGAGGGAAGUCAAGGUGAGAUAGAAAACGUCCGGAAAUACUCCAAAAAAGUUAUACGAUAACAAAUCCUAGAUGCAACUGGUCAUGAAUUUCAACUGAGGUUCAUUCGUUCUAGUCAUCCAUUCACUUCAAAUUUCUGUAUUAGCAGAUGUUUAGUAAUGUUGCAAAUAGUGCCAUCGCCAAAUAAAAAAGUAGAACAGACUGAAGAAGACUGAUCGUUAAGCACACUACAAUGAAGGGCUUCUCAUCCAAACUUUUGUUUCAAUUCUGUAGAAUUAAUAUAAUCGAAUCAAGAUUUUUGUUUAUAAAAAUUUUUGGACGCAGAAGAUAGGGUGUCACAAGAACGGAUCUCAGAAAUAUUUGGGAAGAGUUCUUAAAUGCUACAAGGUGCAUUUCUAUGUCUGACGUCAAACAUCAAAUUAGCUGUCAGUUCCUAGAAGGAGAAUUUUAGCGAUAAAACACCUGUGUCAGCAAAUAGAGGAAUUGCGUGUUGGAUGCGACCAGAACGAGUUUUCCCCAGAAACAAGAAACAAAUUCCUCCUCACCUCUGAUAACAUUUCUAACUUGAAUGGGUGGGGCCCCAAAUUUCGCUAAUAUGAUGGAUGUUGAGUAAGCAAUAUUUUUGGAUCAUUACACAUUGGCAAAAUAAAACUGUACAUUGCUAAUAUAGCGCUUUUAGUACUCUCGGAUAUCUAACGAUUUUUCCAUAAGACAGGGCUAUGUUAACUUUGCUUUCAGAAUAAAUGCUAGCAGAGUUAUUGCUCCCCUGUUCUGCUCAUUUCAGAUUCCAGAGCAGGCUCUUCCCGGCAAGCUCUUCGUGGAGACUAAAGGAAGUGGUGUGGGACUCUUGGAGGUAAUAUUAACUUCUUUUUUUAUUUAAACUUAGGAGGUAACUAGGAGAGUCUCAAUGGGGUGAGGGUUUUUACGACUAACGGUUAAAAUUUUGGUCAUUUUACGACUAACGGUUACUGAUUAAUUCGUUGUUGUCCAUUGACUGACGGUUAAAAUUUGUCAAUUUUGACGCUUAACGGUUAUUUCUUUGGCCGUUUCAGGCUAUCAGUUAACCCUAUUUAGACCCUCAACUUUGUAUGAAAUACUCAGCCUUUGAAGUAUUUGAAUAUCAGCUCUAAAAACUUUUAAAACGCCCAUUAAUUAGUGAUGUAAUAGUUGUCUCAAAUGUAGGCUCGACGUUAGGUUAAAUUUUCUAAUUUAUAAAUAUUAUUUUUUAUUUCAAAAUGCCAAUUUUCGUUUUUACUAGUAAUUCAGACUACUCAGUGUUCAUUUGAUAUUUAAAAUGUUUCGAUUUAAGGUGGAAACUCGUUACAAUCUUCCCUCGUCAAGAGAUGAAAUCUGUAUGUUUGAAUUGAGUAUAAAAGUCGUUGAAAUAAAAGGAGAUGAAAAGGAAGAUCUACUUGGACCCAUGCAAAGCGAUGCCGCGGAGAGAGAACGUCAGGAAGAGGAAGAAAAAAAAAACAACCAAAGAGGAAGUGGUAAAAAGAAAGGGAGAGGAUGUAAAAAGAUAAGAAAUCGACAGAAGAAGAAGCAAUGUAAGAGAAGGAGAAACAACAAAGGUAACCCCAAGAAAGGCAAGGAGCCUCAAUCUCCACCUAAAUACCAGCCAGUCAAGAAUAUCAGAUUGGAAGUCUGCACCAGGUGAGAGAAACCUUCUGUAUACGCUAGGUGUUUACCCUUUCUCGACUUAUCCUUCUGUUUGACACAGGCUUUAGGUCGGUUUUCCAUAAAGUUAUCCAAAGUAAUCUUGAAUUGCUUUGCUUACCGGCAUUGCCCUAUAAUGAAAGUUGUGAUCUUUUGGUUUGCUAUACAGGCAACCUCCUUCUCAAUCAGAAAGACAUAAUCUAAAGCUAGUCCUAACAUUAGCUUUCUCGCGCUUCAAGCUAGUUGCGUGUAUUAACUUUACAUUGCUUUUUGGUGUUCACUUUUGUUGUGAUUGCUUGCAGUUAAUGAUGUGGUUUGGUUUAUGACGGGUAAAACUGGACUUGUUCCUUGUCCUCAUAUCCAAUCACCUUAAUUGCUUUUCUUUUUUUUUUUUUAGGUAUAAGAAACCUGGUAAUACUGGAAUGGCCAUCAUGGAUAUUGGAAUCUUAACCGGAUUUAAACCAAAGAACAAAUCACUAGCCAAGGUAAAGUGAGGGAUAGUGGUAGUAGUUGCAGAAUACAGUGCCAACACAUCAGAAACCCAUACAUUUGUAUCUUCAAAAAAUAAAAGGAGAGAGAGAGAGAGAGAGAGAGAGACACGGAUCCUGGAGUUAUUGCCUCCUUGCCUUUCUUACCAAACUGUUGUCUUUAUGAAGUUUGAUGAAGUUUUCAAGCCACCAGAACACAGGCACUGGGUGGAAAGGCGAGAAUUCACUCGGUCAAAUUAAUGAUUAUGUAAACUAAGAACAUCUUUCACAUCUGAAAACGAGUAGAAAUUUUUAGAGGCCUUUUUAUGAAAACGAGUGAAGAAAAAUAAAGUUACGGUAGUUGUAACGAGAGCAAUAUUACAAGCAGUAGUAGCUUUGACGGUAGUGCUGUCGUUAUGUGUAUAAAUGUAGCUGUUUAUGUAUUUACGUAUGACAUAUAUAUCUCAGUAGACGUUUUGGACUGUAAUAUCGCUGAGUAUUUUUACGAGUUGUGUCGUAUUUUGACGAGUCAAAAUACGAAUAAAUACAAACCAACCCGUCUUAUAAGUUAUCUAUUAUCCAACUUCUUUUUUUCUGCUAAGUCUUUCUGCUCAUUUCUCUUAAGACGGGAAAAGCAAAGCGGAUAGAGAAGCGUAUAACGCGCAGAGCCGACUGGUUAGACAGGUUUUUUUACAGUACAAAACAACUAACUGUCCUAAUAACCGUACAAUAUCGCAGGAUAUUUGUACUCUAUUCGCCUGUUAUUUGUACUCUACUUUGUGCAGUUGGAUAAUAAAUGGUAUAUUUUCUACCUUUGGCAGUGGAAAACCGACUUGCCCCAACUGGAUAUGAUUGAGGAGUCAGACAGAUCCUUGGUUCUUUAUCUCAGUGAGGUAACAGAUCAGUGAGAACACAGAGGGUUUAUUUCAAUUACUUUCGAUCUCUUAAACGCGCUUCACCAUCAUCAUUUUGUUCUUAUCACCUUCUGGCUUUGUAACAUUGUUUCGACAUUUUUGGAAAUCUUGCCUGCCCAAUUCUGUCAUUUAUUUCAGAUCCCUAGUGACCAUGAGCUGUGCGUAAAUGUUCUGUUUGAAAAAGAGUUUUACGUUGGUGCAGUUCAAUCAGUACCGGUGAAUGUGUAUGACUAUUAUCAACCAGGUUAGGAUGAAUUUUUAUAAAAAAGAAAUGAUUUAAAUAUUUUUUUCCGUCGAUGUGUUUAAAUUUCGAUGGGAUACAGGGAUGCACACCUUGCAUGAAUUUAGAUGAAAAAUCAGGAAUAGGAAAUAAAUAUGAAAUGAAGCAAAGGAUUUACAAAUUUCAAUUCUUGAAUAAGUGUUCUACCAAUAAAACGAGCUGUGUUGGGAUUAAAAUCUUACCCUCUAUUGUCUUGAUAAAGCCAGUGUGAUUUCCAUGUUCAUUCGAUCAAACUAUGGUAAUAAAUAGAAAUGAAAGUAGAAUAAACUUCAAACUGGGUUUAUAAAUUUUUACCACGGAUAAAUCAGAAAUACAACUCGGCUCCGUCAAGUUGUCAUAAAUCCUACCGGAAUAUAAAAGAUUGUCCUUUUCCUGACUCUAAACUUUCAGAAAAUUAAUAGCUUCUUCCUAUUGCAUAUGAUGCAGAAUUAAUCAUAUUUGAUCCGUGGAUAAAUGAAAUUGACAGAAACUGAUGUCUGCAAAAAUAUAGGCUUCGGUGGACCUCGACCCCAGUGCCUCCCUAUCUGCCAUAUACCUGUUGUGUAGGCUCUAACAUUUGAAGUUCUACAAUUGUAAUUAUUUCGCCACUCUUUCCUUCUUGAGCUCAGAUCAGUCCUGCAGCGAAUUUUAUGGGCCCGAAAAGUCAAGUCCGUUGAAGUUGGGAGUUUGUGAUAUUGGCUCCUCUUCGUGCAAAUGCACUCAAGGUUCGGAAUUUGACACAGAAUUAUCUUGAGACAAUUUGCUCGGCGAUCCUUAGGUGAAAUUAUUUCAACAUUGUAUUUUCUUUUUGCAGAUAAAUGUCCUCAGGAUGAUCCCCCGAUUGACAACAUUAACAAGCUAAUAAAUAUUGCCUGCGACAAUUACCAAUACAGUAAGAUAUAGGAUUUUGUUCGUAGUCGUUCGCACUCACAUAUCCAAUUCAGAACCUGUCCUGGAGCCCUUCGGGAAAAUAGUUGUUGACGUGGCGAAAACACGUGAGGCCUGUUUCUCGAAAGAACGGUUACUUAACGCUUAAAAGACCCCAAGCUGUAUUAAAGAUAAAAAUGUUUUGUAAUCCCCACCUUGAAUGAAAACAAAACAGAUUUACUGGCCUGUUAAGUUACCAGGACCUUCGAGAAACAGGCCUCUGGUGUUUUCACCAAGUCAACAAUUGUUUUCUCAAAGUCCAUGAACAUCGCGCUUCAUGUAGGGUUUUGUGAGAGGGGGGUAGUUAUGUAAAUUGGAUUGUUUUCAAGAUGCAGUUUUAGGAGUUUCUUUGACUGAGUUUUCAUCGCUUCAAGAGAUUUUUUUUUAUUUUUGAGACCUCCUAGAAGGCUGCUUACCCCGAAGCUAGAUCGGUUUAGUUUCGUGUUUUUUGUUUGUUUGUUUGUUUGUUUUUUUGUUUGAUUGUUUGCUUUUUCAUUGUUAUUUUUAAUAAUUAAUAAAAAUAAGCCUGAUUAGGAUAUUUGUAAAUCAAUUUUUAAACACUAAAACAUAUCUAUGUUUAAGACGCCUAGUACCGAAAUAGUAUACUACUUUCUAGGGUUAACAUCAUUUAAGUAAGGAAAUGAGUAAGUGCUAGGUUAGGAGACGGAAAAGGAUCUCUAGUAGAGUACAAAUCAAAUGAUACAAUCAUACUUGCAAAGACCUCGCUUUAGCCCAAAUCUUUUAUCACCAUUCAUUUUUUAUUUAUUCUUUUUUUCAAUGCCAGUCAUAAAAGGAAAGCUCUUGCGGGUCGAUGAGGUAGAAACCAUGCUUGAGUACGUUGUCGAGGUUGUGCAAAUCAUUCUAAAAGGAAACAAGAAACUGAAACUCAGACGUAAAGACGGUAAGAAAACACAGAUAGAGUUUACGAAGCGAGAAACGUGCCGGAGUCUUAAACUUGAGACUAACAAGGAAUACUUGAUCAUGGGUCGAGAUGAAGGAGGCAAGUACGAGCUGGACGAGAAUUCGUUCGUCAAACUGUGGCCUGAAGUCGGCGAGAACAAAGCUAAAUUGGAUAAAUUUGCUCGAGAAUUUAAGCCCUCAAAAUGCUAAAUUAUGAGGAUUGCAUGAUGUAGAGUGAUACUAUGCCAAGCAAGAUAUUUCUUGAUAUCAAAGUAGAGUAAAAAUUUUAUUUGUUUCUUUCCUACUGUUAAAGAUUUUUUUUUUCUUUUUUUUUUGUUAUUUGCAUGCUGCUUUAACCUUUAUGGUCAGCCACAACGUAGCUCGCGAAGGGAAACUUGGACCACGUUCGUUUAUAAUGGACCAGCUCAGUUAAGGUUUGCGCAUUUUGAAAUACACAAGCUUAAAUUUUCCCAUUGCAACACUGAUCUGUAAUUGGCGUUCAACAGGCUUAACUUUCCCAUCCUCCUGUAUUUGAUGGUAGCUACCAGGUUGGAUUAUCUCUUCCUGAGCAAACCCUAAUGUUAGUCUGCUCUGUCAGAAUUAAAGGCACUUUUUGACGUUUUUUUAGGAUUCAUUUAUAGGCUGAGUAUUUUACAGAAACUGUUGUAGUCUAAAUUACUUUCUAUGGGAUUCCUGAAAAAUGCUUCCUCGGCCAAUCUGUUUUCUUUGUGCUUAAUGAGGAAGCGUUUCAGUUUCCACCCCAUCUAGCAAUCAAGUUCUUUUUUCCGAGGUUCGCGUUGAAGGCAGACUGCUGACCAGUGUGCAUUUUGCGCCAGAUUGCUGAGUUUCCUUCUAAGUCAGCUUCGCUGUUUUGGGGCUGUGAAAGGUUAAUUCUGGAGUUAAAGUAGAAGCAUCGGUAGAUGAAAAAUGGAAGCAUUAACUUUUAAAAAGUAUCUUC